AUGGAGGCCACAGGGGCUUCGGGCGGGUUCGAUGACCUUCCGGAGUGUGCUGACCCAGGCGUCCCUGAGAACGGCUUCAGGACACCCGGUGGAGGGCUUUUCCUUGAAAGGUCUGUCACUCAGUUUCACUGCCAAGAUGGGUUCACGCUCCAGGGCCCUACAAAGAGGCUGUGUGUGAGACAUCUCAAUGGAACCCUCGGCUGGAUCCCCAGUGAUAAGCCCUUCUGUGCACAAGAAGAUUGCCGUAUCCCUCAAAUCGACGAUGCUGAGAUUCAUACCAGGACAUACAGACACGGAGACAAAAUGAUCGUCACCUGUCACGAGGGAUUCAAGAUCCGCUACCCUGAUCUGUACAACGUGGUUUCUCUGUGCCGUGAUGACGGGACGUGGGACAACCUGCCGCUCUGUCAAGGCUGCCUGAGACCUCUUGCCUCUUCCAAUGGCUACGCGAACAUCUCCGAGUUGCAGACCUCCUUCCCCGUGGGGACGGUCAUCUCCUACCACUGCUUCCCUGGGUACAAGUUGGAGGGGGCCGAGCACCUCGAGUGCCUACACAGCCUCAUCUGGUCGACCAGCCCACCCCGGUGCCUUGCUCUGGAAGUGUGCCCGCUGCCUGCAACAGUGACUCAUGGUGAUUUCGUCUGCCACCCGCGGCCCUGUGAGCGCUACAGCCACGGGACUGUGGUGGAGUUCUCUUGCGACGCCGGCUACAGCCUCACCAGCGACUACAAGUACAUCACUUGCCAGUACGGGCACUGGUUCCCCUCCUACCAGGUCUACUGCAUCCAGUCAGAGCAAACAUGGCCCAGCGCCCAUGAGACCCUCCUGACUACGUGGAAGAUCGUGGCAUUCACCGCAACCAGCGUGCUGUUGGUGCUGCUGCUCGUCAUCCUGGCCAGGAUGUUCCAGACCAAGUUCAAGGCCCACUUCCCCACUAGGGGGCCCCCGCGGAGCUCCAGCAGUGACCCGGACUUUGUGGUGGUGGACGGUGUGCCUGUCAUGCUUCCAUCCUACGACGAGGCUGUGAAUGGAGGUAUGAGGGCGUCAGGCCCAGGGUACCUGGCCUCCGUGGGCCAGGCCUGCCCCUUGCCAGUGGACGACCAGAGCCCCCCAGCAUACCCUGGCUCAGGGGACAUGGACAUGGGCACGGGAGGGUCAGAAGCCUGUGACAGCGGCUCAGCCUCCUCUGAGCUGCUCCAGAGUCUGUAUUCACCUUCUGUGUGCUUGGGGGGCACGCAUCCUGACAGCAUGGACACGGGGGCUGGCACGACAGGAGAGACGGCAUCCAGCAGUCCAGGCAUCAACCUUGCAGAUGAGAUCCCGCUAAUGGAAGAUGACCCGUGACCAGCAACGCCGCAAAGAUUCUCCUGCCCCUGCGAGGAUGGGAGCCACGCCCCUUGGAGUGAGGCCCCAGGGGACGGACUGUGGCGCCGUCGGGGGGUUUCCAGCUCACCUACAUGGAGACCGUGACUCGCAUCAUCCAUCUUGGGCUCAAUGCUGCGGUGGACACUCUCGGGGAGCCGCGACCAGGGGUUCUUCACCCCUGGUGAAGGGGUCUGGCUGUCCCUGCUGCAGAGUGGGGCGGCUCCACACAUGUCCCCCUGGACCCCGCAUCCCGUGACUUGUGCUGCGGCCACUGCCUGCCGCCUUUGCAAGCAUGUCCCCCGCCGAUUCGCCCUGCGGUCUGCUCCACGCAACACGGCUGCCGUGUGGCAGGCUCUGGGGCACGUGGGGGCUUUUCCUUAAUCCGACACAGUACUGGAUGCGUGAGAGAGGAAUGGAAGGACACAGGCAGACUCUACUUCCUGGAACCUCAUCCACAAGUGUAGUUGAGCAGCCCUGAGCCGUCCUUUGGUGAAACACGGUCAUUUUCUGUGUCACGGGCUGGUGCACCACCGUGCUCUGGGUGUCUCGUGUUCGGGACUUUGUGGACGGUCGGAUAUGCUCGGACAUGUCUCCUGGUGGACAGGAUUACAAGGCAGCAUUCAGCAUGACAUCUCAAGGUGUCCCUUGACCGUGUGUCUCGAGAGUUGCAAGUCCCCUCCCAACGCCUGUUACGAUGUGGCUCCCACUCCCAGAAUGCAGCCAUAUGUUUAUUUUCCAAAACAGAACCUGUUUCUGUAAACAUGCUCCUCCUCCAAAUAAAGUAUGAGGCUGGG
Messenger RNA from Mustela erminea (ermine), 2159 nucleotides. Its product is annotated as sushi domain-containing protein 4-like. NCBI's taxonomy places the organism in Eukaryota, Metazoa, Chordata, Mammalia, Carnivora, Mustelidae. The record is from RefSeq and is a predicted model, not a curated record. Gene Ontology annotation, biological process: negative regulation of complement activation, alternative pathway; negative regulation of complement activation, classical pathway.